AUGAGCACUGAAAUACAGCCACAGCCCUUUCCAGGCAAUGAGAAUGAAGGAAAUGAUCAUCUAAACAGUAAUCAUUUCCAGCAGCCGCCUGUUGUUUCCCCAGUGGAUCAUGAUUCAAAUGUGCCAUACAACAUAUCAGUUGAUCGAAUCCUUCUCUGCAGCACGUCUCCAAUGAAUGUCCUGCUACAUGUCACUUGCAACUCAGAGAACAGCAUGAAGAAUGUCCUUGUUCUUGUGAGAAUUGAUAAUGCCCUUUUAUUUGAUAGAGAUAAAGGAUGGGAUUCAUUGCUUAGUACCAACAGAUGGCAAGACCCUCGAGGUCGAUGA
Molecule: messenger RNA, 327 nt
Organism: Prunus armeniaca (apricot)
Lineage: Eukaryota; Viridiplantae; Streptophyta; Magnoliopsida; Rosales; Rosaceae
Source: the annotation of a GenBank genome assembly